UCUUGCACAGAUGCUGUCCUCGCAAUUGAUUCAACCGCUAGCCGCUCUCACAUUGCAGACAGCAUCCUUCACUCACCCUAACGCUCACUGACAAGCUCAUUGACUUCUGCAAUUUGUUCAUCUGCCAAGCCCACGUGACCGCACAGGCUGGCUUAUAAACAGUCCAGACAGCCCUCCACUUGGUCUGACAAAGAACCAACAGAUCAACCGCGAGAGGCGUGGAGAUAUAACUUUUAUACUCCGAGUCUAGCAUCCCUACGAUGGCGACCACAACGACCACUAAUAAGCAUGACGAUUACUGGAAGCUCAUCCCGGACCAAUACAAGAUGACGGUGAAGGAGAUGCGUACCGAACUCCAACGGCGCAACUACCCAGUCGGCGGCAUUACCGACAAAGGACAUCUCAGGCACUGCCUGUACCGCUCCGACCGUGGCCGAUUAUCUCACCAUACCCUCACCAACCGCGAGCUAAGGGAACGGAUCGCGAGCCGCAAGAUUGAUGCUUCCGAAGUCAUCAGCAAAUAUCGUAAAGGGCCACGAGAGGAGUUGUUGCGGCUGCUCGAGGACGACGACAUGCAUCCCAAAUUCCAUCGGUUCUCUGAGCUGCCACCCGAGCUACGGGUCAAGUUGUAUGAGUACUAUGUCGGAGAGUUUCGGCAGCCAAUAUAUGCGCCAAGCCAGCCGCCUCUCAGUAAGACCUCGAGUCUGCUGCGCCGGGAGCUCCUACCGAUAUUCUACGCAUCGUGUAGCUUCAAAAUCCGGCUCACGCGCACGGACGGACGUGAGCGAGCUUUGGUCACCAUGCCCACGCGGAUGCUCCUGUUCUUGCAUGGUACUCGGCCAGAACACUUUGCUCUGAUCAAGGCGAUCCACAUCUGUGUAGCUGCCGGACCGAUGAGCUUCAGGGCAAGUGGUCAGGACGACUUGAUGAAAGUGCUGGAGAUGCAGAUUACACUUCCAACAGACGAGAAAGACGCUGUUUCGGUGGAUCUGCCGCAUCGCGACACACUUACACAACUAUCAACACAAUCGGUGAGAUUUGUUCGCAGGUUAGACAGAGCGGUCCGCAAGCUCUUCGAGGCGGUUAUGCGCCGCGGUAAGAACAAAGUCACGCGCGAGGACAUCUUUGCGCUUCGGAGGCUGUUCGAGGCGAAGCAGGACUGAAGCAGUGGAGCGCCAUUGUCCACAAGAGAUUGGUGACCUCAGGGUAGAGCGCCUCCAACGGUGGAGACUGGUGCAUUGGGAAUGCAAGCAAUAUGCAUAGCCCGCAACCGAGUACAAUAUGUAGCCUAGAAACAUGCAGAGCACAAGGACUAGCAACUUCUCUCGAUGCUCGGAUAUGGAGGUGUUUAUGGACGAAGAA
Molecule: messenger RNA, 1362 nt
Organism: Baudoinia panamericana UAMH 10762
Lineage: Eukaryota; Fungi; Ascomycota; Dothideomycetes; Mycosphaerellales; Teratosphaeriaceae
Exons: 2
Coding region: 261-1163 (300 amino acids)
Source: RefSeq, a predicted model, not a curated record